Molecule: messenger RNA, 1233 nt
Organism: Fusarium verticillioides 7600
Lineage: Eukaryota; Fungi; Ascomycota; Sordariomycetes; Hypocreales; Nectriaceae
Exons: 3
Coding region: 1-1233 (410 amino acids)
Source: RefSeq, a predicted model, not a curated record
AUGCGUUCCGACUAUGAUAUCAGUAACCUUAUGUACGGUGCCCAAAUGGUGGCCGAAUUCGACUUUUAUCAGGAUGCCUUGCAAGAGCUUGCCCUCGUCAAUUCUGACUGCUGUGGGCUUUCUCGUGCUUGCCACUUCUCCGAGUUCAAAUCCGACUACAGUCCCCAAAAGACCAUGCUUCUGCUCAAACUCGCCAAGGGGACGAUUGAGGGCCGCACCGAUCCCGGCAUCCUAGACUGUGUGCGGAAAUUCACAUUCAAGCCCAACCCAUGCCAGCUUCGCGCUGUUCACAGUGGCGUCUGGCGCAGGUUCCAAGAAGAUCGUGGUGAAGAGUACGGAGGAACUGCUGAAAUUAAGGAAAAAGGUGCAGAGAUCUUCAAACUGAUCCAACAUACUGUGGCCCUCAAUUUCAAGGCCAUGCCCAACCUCGAGACCCUGGUCUGGGAUUUGAAUUUCCCACUAAAUAAAGACACCUGGUUGCUCUUGGCCUGCUCUACAGCCCAUAACCUUCUUAUCAACGACACCCUCAUCGCUGAGAGUUUUUCUCUAGGGCCUCCUCUGACCCCGCCGUCCUGGCCUUUGCGAUCUCUCGUUCUGAAGAAUUUCAGGUUGGUGGGCUCCUGGGACCAAGAGAAUAGUCAACGUGGCGUAUCACUGCGACCUAACCCCACCCAUGGCUUCUUCAAAAGUCUUUUCCAGCUUUGCUCCCCAACUCUCGGAUCACUGACCUGGGAGAGUUGGCAUCCCGAGGCUUUGGAGCCUCUCUCUCUCUCUCUUGGGACCGACUCGAGGCCCUUUCCCAAACUGCGAAAGCUCCGAAUCAGGCCUGGUCUCGAUAUAAUGGAUAGACCAAGCUUUCCUUCUUUCCUUUCUGCGCCACUCAAGUCCCUUGAACUACGUCACUCGUCUGUUCGGUUAUUUGAGGAUAUCAUUAGUUCCCAUGUCGAAGAGCCAUAUCGGGAUCUUGAGGAGCUUGUUGUUAAAGUUGCUGAUAAUCUGCAGCUUAUCACAGAAUUGAUCCUCAAGCCUAAUGGCUUGAAGAAGUUUUGGGUUACUCAAAGUUACGACAUAAAGGGUCGAUUCAACAACCUCCGCUCCUUGUAUAUUCAAUGGGGUGGUCAAAAUAAGGAUGCUGGCCACGGCAAAGACCAUUUCGACAUCUCGCCAGAAUCCCUAGCGGCUAUCUGCAACUUACAACUCUGGAGCAGUUGGGCCUACGCUGCGAUGAGAUGA